CACAAACUCCCCCGCCUUCCUCUCCUUCAAUCACUUCCAGCUAGCUAUCCUCUCUUCAUUCACAAGCAUAUAUAUAUAUAUAUAUAUAUUACACAUUUUUCAGUCAAUUUCUUUAAUUUUUAUGGGUGAAGACUCACAAUCCUAUCUCCUCUCUUCGUUUUCAUCAUCAUCAUCAUCAUCAUCAACCAAUACUAAACAGAAGCUUCACACUCACUGGUUCUCUUCUUCUUUUCAUUGUACAUCUCUUCCCGCUUACAAUAUCGAACAAAAUCCCAUUUUCGUCCGUUGAUUGCCUAGGCAGAUUUCCCCAAACUGUCGACGUCCGUGUUCUCCCGUGAUUUAUUUGGUAUCAUUAAUUAGAAUUGACGGUAUCCAAUCCUUGUAACAUCUGCAACCGCAACAUCCACCAUGCAUCCGAUUCUCUUCCCGUCUUCAUCGUAUAUCACAUACAUCAGCCUCAUUGUACUCAUUCUCUGCAGAGGCAUAUCGGGGGCUACAUUUACGCUAAUCAACCGAUGCGAGUUUACUGUGUGGCCUGGUACCCUGGCCAAUGCCGGCAGUAGCCCGUUAGACAGCACCGGAUUCGAGCUUGGGCCGGGCAGUUCUCGGGUCUUCCACUCGUCAACCAGCUGGUCUGGCCGGUUUUGGGGUCGGACAGGCUGCUCAUUCGAUCCAUCAACAGGCCGGGGAAGCUGCCUCACAGGCGACUGCGGCUCCGGACAGAUUGAGUGCAAUGGUGCUGGAGCACAGCCCCCUGCUACCCUUGCGGAGUUCACUGUAGGAUCAAGCUUCGGCACUGGCCAAGACUUCUAUGACGUGAGCCUCGUGGAUGGAUACAACCUCCCUAUGUUGGUGGACACGAGCGGCGGUUCGGGAUCAUGUGUAUCAACGGGCUGUGCCGCCGACCUGAACCGGGCCUGCCCAGCAGAGCUCCGGGGUGGGUCAGGCGGGGGCUGCAAGAGCGCCUGCGAGGCGUUUGGGAGCCCGGAGUAUUGCUGCAGUGGGGCGUUCGCCACGCCAGACACCUGCAAGCCGUCAGUGUACUCGGAGAUGUUCAAGGCAGCGUGCCCGAGAUCAUAUAGCUACGCAUACGAUGAUGCUACGAGUACAUUUACUUGUACGGGGGCGGAUUAUACGAUCACAUUCUGCCCCCCCUUGUCCUCGAGCAAAAAGUCUUUGACGCCAAAUGCACCUUCGACCACGGGGACGACAACGCCCGGUGGAACCCCGACGAGCUCAGGUUAUGCACAGUCACCGCCAGAUGAGAGCGAUUCGAUCUUUCCGUGGUUGCCCGAUUUUGCAAACGGAGAUGCGCCGAGGACCCUCUCCAUAGAUCAUGAUUUAACAAUAUUAUUAUGCAUCUCCAUUUUCUACAUGUUGUUACUACAUUGAUUCUAGUUAGCUCUUGAUCCCAAAUCCAACAUAUAUCUUCUCCUGCACUUGUAAUUGGAGAGAGUUCCCACACUGUAAAGAGAGAGCGAAUUAUUUUCCAGGCCAUGUGUAGAGAAAUAUUAUUUAUAAAAAUGGAGAUUCUCAGAGCAAAUUAGACCGAUUUA
Punica granatum (pomegranate) is the source of this 1556-nucleotide messenger RNA. Lineage: Eukaryota; Viridiplantae; Streptophyta; Magnoliopsida; Myrtales; Lythraceae. The record is from RefSeq and is a predicted model, not a curated record.